This is a messenger RNA of Cucurbitaria berberidis CBS 394.84, 531 nucleotides long. RefSeq lists its product as uncharacterized. The transcript has a single exon. Lineage: Eukaryota; Fungi; Ascomycota; Dothideomycetes; Pleosporales; Cucurbitariaceae. Bases 1 to 531 code for a protein of 176 amino acids. The record is from RefSeq and is a predicted model, not a curated record.
AUGGCGUCCGCUAUCACAUCAGCCGCCAACACAGCAACACCCGUCCGUAGAAUAUCGCGAAAAGCCCACCAGAACUCGGAUUCCAACAUAGCAGAGACUGAAUGCGAAAAGACCGCUCCCUACAUCACUACCAGUGACAGCCCCUUCCUCAACGCUUCAAAUGCACCUCCUCAAACCAGCGACCUGCCGCACUCCCAAGUCAAACAAUUCCUCGCCGGCUCCUCCAUCGAGUCCGAGUCUGACGUCGAAGCUCAGCACACCGCUCGUUUCAAGAGAACAAACUGGAAGAAAAGAGUCGUCGCAUACCUAGUCCUUGCCCUCGCCAUCUUCGUGUGGUUAAUGCUCAUCGUCGGGGUGCUGGUGAUGACGGAUAACUUCAUUCCCGGUGCGCUGCGAUCGUACCAGGUCCUCAAAGAUAUGGGUGCCGAGCUGGCGAAUGCGAAGUUUGAGGUUGCGGGACUGAAGGCGCAAGUAGCUACGCUGUGGCAGUAUGUCAAUCAGAAGCACUCGUUUCAGAAAACCGAGGAGUGA